Messenger RNA from Kogia breviceps (pygmy sperm whale), 1495 nucleotides. Lineage: Eukaryota; Metazoa; Chordata; Mammalia; Artiodactyla; Physeteridae. The record is from RefSeq and is a predicted model, not a curated record.
ACCUCGCGAGGCUGCGGGCCAGUGACGCGGAGCCCGCGGCGGAGCAGGCCGGCUUCUCGGCCGCAGCGAGGGCAGCGCAUCCCGGGUGUCAGCCAGAACAUGGCGCCCAUCCUGAACUCAGCCAAGAAAUUGUUCAUUUUCUUAGGAAAAUCACUGUUUGCCCUUCUGGAGGUUAUGGUGUUUGCCUUAAUCCCAAAGCCGCAGAAGAAUGUUGCUGGUGAAAUCGUACUUAUAACAGGCUCUGGGAGUGGACUUGGAAGGCUCUUAGCCCUCAAGUUUGCCCGCCUUGGAUCGGUGCUUGUUCUCUGGGAUGUCAGCCAGGAGGGAAAUGAGGAGACUUGCAAGAUGGCUUUGGAAGCUGGAGCCACGAGGGUUUAUGCGUAUACCUGUGAUUGCAGCCGGAAGGAGGAAGUGUAUAGAGUGGCCGAUCAGGUUAAGAAAGACGUUGGCGACGUUUCAAUCCUCAUCAACAAUGCCGGAAUCGUAACAGGCAAGAAGUUCCUCGACUGCCCAGAUGAGCUUAUGGAAAAGUCUUUCGAUGUGAAUUUCAAAGCACAUCUAUGGACUUAUAAAGCCUUUCUACCUGCUAUGAUCGCUAAUGACCAUGGACAUUUGGUUUGCAUUUCAAGUUCAGCUGGACUGAUUGGAGUAAGUGGACUGGCCGAUUAUUGUGCAAGUAAAUUUGCAGCCUUUGGAUUUGCUGAAUCGGUGUUUAUGGAAACAUUUGCCAAGAAACAAAACGGGAUCAAAACCACUAUUGUGUGCCCAUUUUUUAUAAAAACUGGAAUGUUUGACGGUUGUACUACCGGCUGUCCUUAUCUGUUACCGAUUCUGGAACCAGAAUAUGCAGUCAGGAAGACAGUAGAUGCUAUCCUGCAAGAAAAACCGUACUUAUAUAUGCCAAGGUUUAUAUACUUCAUAGUGUUUUUAAAAAGAGGUGAGUGGGUGAUGCCUUCUCUGCCGGUUCUGCUCUAUGAAGUUCCAGGGACCUGGGCCACGGACAGCUCCUCACUCGACCAUCCCUGCAGUGUGGCCACUACCAUCACCGCCAAGAUGGCAGCCAUCAUAGGACCUUCUAGGCAGCAAAUGUAGGAAGGGUAAGGAUGAAAAUGACAUAGGCACCAAUUUGCCUUUUAAGGAUAUUUCUAGAAACAGCCACACAACACUCUCUUCAAACAGUAUUAGAUGCAAGUGAGACUAGGGAUUGUAGCGUUUAUUCCAGCGGCCAUGACUCUGUCUAAUAACGGCGGAGAUUUCUAAACGUGGGAAAAGGAGCAUUAGUAAUCUUGGCCACAGGCGCUCCCAAGUCAUAGAAGAGGUUUCGAAUCAGUUUAGCUAUGCAACUUAGGUCAAGUGAUUUGAACUUUCUGAAACCCUUUUCCAAUUCUGCAAAUGACUGUAAUUCCUCUUUUGACUGUCACAAGGAUUAAAUGAGUUGACAGUGCUAAAAUGCCUAAUGUAGGGUCUGGUACACACCAACACUCAAUAAACAUCA